AUCACAAUUACCGUAUCUAAAAUAGUUGCAUUCUGAAGCAAAAUUGCUUGAUUUGUUUUCAAUAUUUCCUUUGUCUCAUUGUUGUGAUACUGAUCAUUUACAUUGAAGCAGUUUCCUUCUCCAGAAUACUUGAAAUCCAAGUAUCAGCAAACACUCUGGUUCUUCUGCAGGAUUUUUAGUAUUUCUUCAUUGUUUGACCAUAUAACCAGAGUGGAGUUAUAUACUUGUAAGUUAAAGCAUGUAUUUAGUGGAGACUAAAGAAGGGGCUAUAGCAUGUAUGGUAUUGUCCCUCUUAUUUUUGGGAACCUACCCUGCGCUUUUGAGUCUUCUUGAACGGCGGGGGCGUCUUCCUCAGCAUAUUUUUCUUGAUUACUCCAUAACAAAUUAUUUAGCAGCUGUAUUUUUUGCUCUGACACUUGGUCAGUUUGGAAAGAGCUCACCAGAUAGACCAAAUUUUAUCCAACAGCUUUCUCAGGAGAAUUGGCCUUCUAUUAUAUUUGCUAUGGCUGGUGGUGUAGCGCUGUGUAUUGGGAAUCUUUCUGCUCAAUAUGCUUUGGCGUUUGUUGGUUUGUCAGUUACAGAAGUGCUUGUUUGCAGCAUAAUAGUAGUUUUAGGCUCAACCAUGAACUAUUUUCUUGAUGGCAAAAUUAAUAGAGCGGAGAUUCUUUUCCCCGGUGUUGCUUGCUUUUUUAUUGCGGUUUGUCUUGGCUCUGCUGCUCACUCGUCCAACACGGCUGAUAACAAAAUAAAGUUGGAAAGUUUAUCUGCCGAUUCAAAAAAAGAGUCCAAGGCAAUUGAUGUCUCUUCAAUUUCAGGUCAGGUUGAGUCAGCAGACCUGGAGAAUGCCGAUUGUUCCUCGCAAAAUGCAGAAGCUGGAACUGCAGACUUUCUUGUUCUAGUUGAAAACAGAAGAUCCAUCAAGGUGUCUGGUAAGAGCACACUAGUUGGACUGUGCAUAAUUUUCUUUUCUGGUGUUUCCCUUUCACUCUUUUCACCUGCAUUCAAUUUGGCUACAAAUGAUCAAUGGCACACUCUGAAGGAAGGCAUCCCACAUCUGUCUGUCUAUAUCGCAUUUUUCUACUUCUCGACAUCUUCUUUUGUCUUGGCCGUCGUUCUUAAUGUCAUCCUCCUUUUCCGCCCUAUGCUGAACAUACCCAAAACAUCAUUCAAGGCAUAUGUGAAUGAUUGGAAUGGUAGAGGAUUGGCCUUGUUGGCUGGUUUUUUGUGUGGAUUUGGCAAUGGUUUGGAGUUCAUGGGUGGUCAAGCUGCUGGAUAUGCAGCAGCAGAUUCUGUGCAGGCAUUUCCACUGGUGAGCACCUUUUGGGGAGUAGUUCUGUUUGGAGAAUACCGAAGAUCGUCAAGAAAAACAUACGUCUUGCUAGUGAGCAUGUUGUUUAUGUUCACAGUGGCUGUUGUGGUUCUAAUGGCUUCAUCAGGACAUAGACAUGAGAGAGGUAUUGGAAAAUCAUUAGGGAAGUCUUGUCAAAGCUCAACCCUUUGUGCCAGUUAGAAACGAAUGAAAGUUGAACUGUCAUAAAACUUAUACUAUCAAUCUUCAUGUUAGAAGUUUUGAUUCUUCCACUCCACAUAUUAUAAAAGGAAAAAAAUCACAUUUGCUGUUUAUAUAAGUUUGGUUUCAAUUUCAUCUCAA
Benincasa hispida (wax gourd) is the source of this 1651-nucleotide messenger RNA. Its product is annotated as ureide permease 1-like. Gene Ontology annotation, biological process: nitrogen compound transport. Lineage: Eukaryota; Viridiplantae; Streptophyta; Magnoliopsida; Cucurbitales; Cucurbitaceae. Gene Ontology annotation, cellular component: membrane. The record is from RefSeq and is a predicted model, not a curated record. Gene Ontology annotation, molecular function: allantoin:proton symporter activity; uracil:monoatomic cation symporter activity.